CAGAUGUAAUUUUCAUGGUCCAUUAUCAGAGUGAAAUUUCAGAUGCCCUUCAUUUGCCGUUGUUUAUUUUAUGUUGUUAUUUUUUCUUAUUUUCUUGGUCGACUCAGCAAGUAAAAACGGACAGCUAUAAGUUAAACCCAACUAAGAGUCCAUUGUGCGUUUGUUAUCACAAGGUAUUUACUUUUGAACAGAGCGCUGGAGAAGGAAAGCGAUCGAAAAUAGCCUGAUGGAUUUUGCGAACAAAAAUGAUUCGAAAUAAAUUACACCGGUGAUAAACUAAGCUUAUUGGUGGUUUUGAUACGGCAAAGUUGUAAAGUGUAUGGUUUUAUAUGAUCUAAGUUAAUAUUGUGAAAUGGAUUAGAAAUGAGUGAUCGAUGACCGCUUACAGUAUUGUGUGUCGUAAGAGAUCGGGGAGGAAAUUGACACGAACAGCUGAUUUUUAACCUUGAGAUCUUUUAAAAGUGUUGUUCUUAAAAAUCAUUUGUGCGAGAUUUGUGUUAAAAAAGUGUGUUAGUUUGAACAUCCAUUAUGUGAUAAUUCAACUUCUAAGAGGACAGAAGUGGGAUCCCCAAGUUCCUCCUAUGGAUAAAUUUCAGGAGAGCCGGCUCUACCGAACAGUUCCAAGGAGCGCGCGCUCCAGCCCCCGGCGUGGAACCCCGGAGACCAGCCGGAAUGGGUCCCUCUCCAGACCCCAGCAGUUCUUGAUGACCCCCGACCAAAUCAACGGCCAGGUGUCCGGGGAGGGAAUCUACAGACGCCGGUCAUCGAUUGCAAUCCGAGCGGUGAAGGCUGUGGAACAUGUCGCUCGGCGGAUGUCAACUCCUAGUUUUACCAUCGAUAAAAUCGAAGAGAAUUUGGACAAAGAAAUAAAAGAGGAGCUAGAGAAAGAAGACGAACAAGGACUGAGGAAAAUACUGCAGAGUUCGUGUCAGGACAUUCUACACAGUAAGAAGGUGUUGCUGUUGAUCGUCCUGCUGAACAUUCUCGACUGCCUGCUGGUUCUGGCCGGGCUUAUUCUGGACAUUAACUACAUCAAAGAAAUGUUGAAUGCCACGAAGAAACUGACAAAGAAGUUUACUUCUGCUCUCAGGGACAAAUAUCCGCGGAAGUUCAUAGAUCUGAGUCUGUAUGACAUACACGAGUUUUACAACGCACUUCUUACCCAGCCCUUCAAUUGCAACAGGUCUCUAACAUAUUCAUUGCCAGUGACGAACUUCACACAUUCCGGAAUUUCAUCGAACAUAACCAGAGUCGUGUACAAUAACGAAACGAAAGACAAUCUAUUCACUGUGGAGGAUUUACCGUCAUUUCUGACUCGUCAUCACCAAAAACAUCAAAUUGAAACCGACAUCGCCCAUGGUUUCCAUAAAGCUAGCAUUGCCAUUUUAGCCAUUCUAUCAGCCUUGGUUCUUCUCAAAGUAUUUUGUUACGGAAAACAAUUAAUGAAGAGAAAAAUGGAGAUGUUUGAUGGCGUGGUCGUGAUAGCCUCGUUCAUCCUCGAUAUCGUCUUCAUUAAAGGCCUAACGGUCUAUCCCCUGGAGGAGACUGUUCAGAUACUGGCCUUCCUAAUGCCGUGGCGGGUCAUUCGUGUUGCCAAUAGUUUGGUAAUGGCAGUUUUAGACCAAGCACACCUUCAACUAAAAAUGGUGUAUAAAGAGAAAAAAGCCAUAGAAGAAAAGCUAGAAAUAUCAGAUGACAAUAAUAGAUACAACAAAGACGUAGUGAACGCCCUACGUGGACUAUGUGAGAUGGAGGGAAUUCCAAGUUAUAAAGUUCUAAAAACGAUAUGCUCAUGUGAAUCACCGAGCAAAAAGAAGAAAAAAGACGGCAGCUUAAAAAAGAAGAUUACGAAAAAGGUCAAUUGUUUAGGCUCCGGAGUUGACCGAGGUUCCUGUCCCUACGGCAACAUUCCGGAUAUGAACGAAGUUACGUUAGAACAUUUGAAUCGUAUCGCAAACAAGGCAAACUUUAAGUCGACAUUUGAAGAUGUAAACGAAGCUUCUGAUUCGGAGGCUGAGAGUGGGUCUUUACUGGAUAAAAAUUACAACGAACCAUGAACACAUAUCUAUAUUAUGCAUUUAUAUCUUUUUUAUACUAUGAAAUAAAGUCAUUCGCCUUGUU
Magallana angulata is the source of this 2121-nucleotide messenger RNA. RefSeq lists its product as uncharacterized. Gene Ontology annotation, cellular component: plasma membrane. Bases 582 to 2057 code for a protein of 491 amino acids. The transcript has 10 exons. Gene Ontology annotation, molecular function: voltage-gated proton channel activity. Lineage: Eukaryota; Metazoa; Mollusca; Bivalvia; Ostreida; Ostreidae. The record is from RefSeq and is a predicted model, not a curated record. Gene Ontology annotation, biological process: proton transmembrane transport.